GGCUUCUUAGCCCGGCCCGGGAGGGAAGUGCGGUCGGGAGGCUCCCGCUGGGCACGCCGGGCCGAGGGCAGCCGAGCGGCCAUGGAGCAGCGCCCGCCGUCGCCGCACCGACUGCAGCUGCUGGCGCUGCUGCUGGCGCUGGCCCCGCGCGUCGCGGCCGGGCCGGAGCCCGCGCUGUGGCCCCUGCCGCUGUCGGUGGAGACGUCCCCGAAGCUGCUGCGCCUCGCCCCCACGGACUUCUCCAUCGGCCACGGCCCCAGCUCCUCGGCCGGCCCCUCCUGCGCCCUGCUGCAGGAAGCGUUUCGGCGAUAUUAUGGCUAUAUUUUUGGUUUCCACAAGGGGCAUCAUGGCCCUGAUCAUUUUCCGGAUGGAACACAGUUACAGCAACUUCAUGUCUCAAUUGUCCUUGAGUCGGAGUGUGAUGCUUUCCCCAUUGUGUCUUCGGAUGAGUCCUACACCUUACUUGUGAAAGGACCAAUAGCUUUCCUCAAGGCCAAUAAAGUUUGGGGAGCAUUACGAGGUUUAGAGACCUUUAGCCAGUUAGUUUAUCAAGAUUCUUAUGGGACUUUCACCAUCAAUGAAUCCAAAAUUGUUGAUUCUCCAAGGUUUCCUCAUAGGGGAAUUUUAAUUGAUACAUCCCGACAUUAUCUGCCAGUUAAAGUUAUUCUUAAGACUCUGGAUGCCAUGGCUUUUAAUAAGUUUAAUGUUCUCCACUGGCACAUAGUUGAUGACGAGUCUUUCCCUUAUCAGAGCACCAGUUUUCCUCAGUUAAGCAAUAAAGGAAGCUAUUCUUUCGUUCAUAUUUAUACUCCAAAUAAUGUCCGUAUGGUGAUUGAAUAUGCCCGAUUACGAGGGAUUCGAGUCUUACCGGAAUUUGAUACCCCUGGACAUACACAGUCCUGGGGAAAAGGUCAGGAAAACCUCCUGACUCCAUGUUACAAUGGACAAAAGCCCUUGAACACUUUUGGACCUAUAAACCCUGUCCUGAACACAACUUACAGCUUCCUUACUACAUUCUUUCAAGAAAUUAGUAAGGUGUUUCCAGAUCAGUUCAUUCAUUUGGGAGGAGAUGAAGUGGAAUUUAAUUGUUGGCAAUCAAAUCCACAGAUCCAAGAUUUCAUGAAGCGACAAGGCUUUGGCAAAGACUUUAAUAAACUAGAAUCUUUCUAUAUUAAAAAGCUUUUGGAUACCAUUGCAACCAUGAACAAGGGAACCAUUGUCUGGCAAGAGGUUUUUGAUAAUAAAGUGAAGCUUCAUCCAAACACUGUAAUUCAAGUGUGGAAGAACAAUGGAUAUCCUGAGGAACUACAUCAAGUCACAGAGUCUGGCUUCCCUACAAUUCUUUCUUCUCCCUGGUACUUAGAUUAUAUUAGUUAUGGACAAGAUUGGAGGAAAUACUAUAAUGUGGAACCUCUUGAUUUUUCUGGUUCUGAGGAACAGAAAAAUCUUGUCAUUGGUGGAGAAGCUUGUCUAUGGGGAGAAUAUGUGGAUGCAACUAACCUCACUCCAAGAUUGUGGCCCCGGGCAAGCGCUGUUGGUGAGAGGCUCUGGAGUCACAAAGAUGUCAGAGAUAUAGAAGAUGCCUAUGACAGACUAACAAAGCACCGCUGCAGAAUGGUCAGACGUGGAAUAGCUGCACAACCUCUUUAUACUGGAUAUUGUAAUCAGAACUAAAUGUAAAAAUGAACUGAAACAGAAAAAUAGGAGGGGAAGAAAGACCACUACAAUCAACUUGAUUCUGAAAUCAUGUAAACUAAGACUUCUUAGACUGUUUUUUGAAUAAAAUACCUUUUUAUUGAUUGAAA
Messenger RNA from Cynocephalus volans (Philippine flying lemur), 1805 nucleotides. It is a transcript of the gene HEXB, whose product is annotated as hexosaminidase subunit beta. The transcript is spliced from 14 exons. Gene Ontology annotation, cellular component: lysosome; membrane. Gene Ontology annotation, molecular function: beta-N-acetylhexosaminidase activity. Gene Ontology annotation, biological process: carbohydrate metabolic process; ganglioside catabolic process; glycosaminoglycan metabolic process. The record is from RefSeq and is a predicted model, not a curated record. The coding region runs from base 82 to 1674 and encodes 530 amino acids. Lineage: Eukaryota; Metazoa; Chordata; Mammalia; Dermoptera; Cynocephalidae.